Molecule: messenger RNA, 1744 nt
Organism: Ictalurus furcatus (blue catfish)
Lineage: Eukaryota; Metazoa; Chordata; Actinopteri; Siluriformes; Ictaluridae
Gene: phospho2
Product: phosphatase, orphan 2
Exons: 2
Coding region: 148-915 (255 amino acids)
Molecular function (GO): phosphatase activity
Source: RefSeq, a predicted model, not a curated record
CGCGUCGGGACAAAUUGAGUGACGUUCCCAACAGCCAAUUAUCGACGAUUGCCUUUCUCGAUAGCCAAUCACAAACCAGGCAUGCGGUGAAAACAUGACUUUCGAUUUGUAAUCAGAUACAUUUCAGACAAUAAAACUGUACGUGGUAUGUUUUCAUCUGAAUUGGCCAAGAUGAAGAAGAAGACGUUAAUGGUGUUCGAUUUCGAUCACACGCUGGUGGACAGGAACAGUGACACGUGGGUGAUCGGAUGCACACCUGCGCAGAGCUUACCUGCCUGGCUUGAGAAUUCCUACCAGAGAGGACGCUGGACCGAGUACAUGGGUCGAGUGUUUACCUACAUCGGCGAGCAGUCUGUCCGUCCGGAUGCCAUACGGGAGCUGAUGCAGGCGAUCCCGUUCACAGACGGAAUGAUCGAGCUGCUGAAGUUCAUCUGUCAAAACAAGAGCGACGUUGAUUGCAUCAUAGUCUCUGAUUCCAACACUCUGUUCAUCGACUGGAUUUUAGAAGCCGGUGGCGUGACAUGCGCCGUCGAUGGCGUCUUCUCGAACCCGGCCAGUAUUGACCAGCGCGGGUACAUCGAAGUCCGGAACUUUCAUUCACACUCCUGCGAGCGUUGUCCGGUUAACAUGUGCAAGCAGAAAGUAUUAACCGAUUUUAGAGACAGGCAGGCGGAUGCAGGGGUCCAUUACCACACCGUGUGUUAUGUAGGGGAUGGAACAAAUGAUUUCUGUCCCAUUAAAGUUUUAAAUGAGAGCGACAUUGCGAUGCCACGUAAAGGGUACAGCCUUGAAAAACUGCUUGCCAAAACCAGGAGUAACAGCAGCCCCCUUAAGGCGCAAGUGAUACCCUGGAGCAACGGGACUGAAAUAUUAAACCAGCUGAAAAUCAUCCAAAAACAGGCUGAAUUAUUUUAAAACAUUUUAGUGAAGGGCUGCUAUAAAAACACAGCAAACAAAGCUCACUUAUUAUUAUUAUUAUUAUUAUUAUUAUUAUUAUUAUUAUUAUGGCAUGAGAGCCAUUAAAGUAGCCUCAUAUAGAAGUCAGAAGAAGAAUAUCUAUAAUGUUUACAUUCACAUUUAUUCAUACGCUGGAUGCUGCAGAGCUGAGCAGUGGAUUAGUCACUGCUCGAACAGUUCUGCCGUUUAAAGGAAAGCUUUACCGUGAAACACUUUAAACAUGUAUGUAGUAAAAAGAAGAAGAAGAAAAUUCAUGAGUUCAGCCGUUUUUGUUUUGUUGACGUCACAGGGAGACAUUGUUAUUGCUAGUGCACUUACUAUUAGAGUUUAAUAGGAGGAAACAAAAUGAAACGUUAAAACGAAAAUACAAAACAGUAGGAGCUUCACUUCUCACUCCCCAUUUUCCACGUCACGUUAAUGAGAAAUCCGGCGUAGAAGUAUCUGAGACAGUGGUGCAAACGCAGGAGUCCCAGAAUGCAGUGCAGCCACACGAUGCAGUGGUGCUGAGUUACAGCAGCUUUUCGGCUCAGUCAGUCUGCGAUCUACGAAACGAUGGCGCGUGAAAGUUGAAGCUUGGGAAGCUGAUCUGUUUGAGCAGAGUGUAGAGACUAAAAUACUGAAGCACUGCUGCAUCGCCCUCUUUAGAUAAAAAUCAAGCGAAGGCUAAAUCCCACUGCUAUCAGCUGGUGGUAAAACGGCAUUAUGGGUAACGCAGGAAACUGUUAACUCCAAACCUGAUUAGCAUGUCUGCUGUAGGUCUGCUUCUCUCAGGGCUUGUAUCCAGAAA